AUGGAAAAGUACCUUAUGAGCUCUCCCACUCAGCUCUCGCAACCGUUUCUCGCUUCUGAUCCACACAUGGACGAGGACAACACCAUCAAAGACUUCCAGGCAAGGGACCUUCUGCCCCGAGACUUGGACGAAAGUCCAGUCUACGACGACAUGGACUUUGCGACUGACCUCCCCGACUUCCAUUACGACCUGGCGUUGAACUUGGAUUUCGAUGCUCAGGCGCCACUGCUGCAUCACAGUGCCCGCCAUUCCAAGCAUUUUUCGGUGGAUGGCCUGCUGGCGCCGUUUCUGGCGCUGCUUCUGGCUCCGUUUCUGUUGAACCAGGGCUCUCGCUUCAACUUCAAUCAUCUGCGCAACGUGUCGUUGGACGACCGCUACAACCCGCAAAAUCAGAACCUUGCGUCCCACAGCAUGUCUUCCCAUAACCUCUCGGCGCAAAACUAUGCUCCGGUCACCGGCCAUACCCAUUCGGUGUCAAUAUCUGCGGAUCCUCCUCUGGGCAUGUUCACCCACUCGGUACUGUCAUCCACGUUGCAUCUGGGCGACCUGAUGCCCCAACUCCUGCUGCUGGCCUCCAACCAGCUGCUCUUGGACUCUCCGUACCUGGCAAUGGUGCUGACCACCCCGGCUCGCCGCAAGAAGUCCGCAUCUAUUUCAUCUGUCAAUUUGUACACCACGCCAUUACGGGGCCAGAACCCUUCGCCGGGCUUAAAAGUGGGCAAAACUCCAAAGACUCAUCGCCGUACCCGCCUGAAGGCCAUGGAACCUGGCUCGGCCCACAUGUUGGCAACCAUCGCCAACAUGAAGGGCUCUGGUUCUUACAACCCUGCCUCACAAAGCUCUCAGCAUUUGGGCUCUAAUCCGUUUGAAAUGUCCUUCAUAUCACCCAAAUUGGACAACAGCUUCAGCGACUACGAUGCCACGCCAUUAGCCACUCCGGCGAAGUCCAUGGCUGCUCCUCAGUAUUUCACCCCCAUCUCACAGAAUCACAGCUUUGGAGGCUCGCUAGUCGAGUCAUCCAGCCUGGGGCUCCUGCUGGGCUACUUGCCAUACCUGAGUCAUGGGGGACUGGGUGCUCACUCCAUGUCCCAGGGCUACUCCGGUGUUCCAGUUCUCCGUCGUCACGAUACCAUGGAGUCCAUCAAAAUCGAAGACCAGGAGGACGAUGCAUGUAAACAGUUACGCAAGGCUAAGUCCUUUAACACGUUCCAGGAGCCAAUGAACAAGCUCACUCGUGUUGCCAGUCUGCGCAACUUCAAGGUGGAGCCUCCACCAAGCUCCGGUUUCCAAGGUACAACCCCCCUCCCGUUCAGAAAGUCAGCAUCCAUAGACCUCUUGCUGCCUGAACUAAUGGCCAAAGAUCGGCCAUCGUCAUUGAAGUCUUAUCCAGCAUCGAUAGAUCUUGCCUCUAUCACCAAUUCUGGGAUCACUCAGGCGUCUCCUACUGCUACAUCUAAUGGCCUUCUACCGCCCAUAGCUGCUACACGUUCUUCGUCUUCGCUCCAGCACGUACAUUCAACUCCUUCAUCGCGUUCAUCGACUAUGCCUGGCUCACGUUCUGGAUCUGGCUCAGUUCCCACAUACCCAACUGCGUCCCAGAUCCAUGAAACUUCUGCCACAGAUGAGAUUGCAAAGUUUGCGGAGGAGAUCCUCAAUUCCGACCUGAAGCGGCCCAUCGUUGUUCAGGCAGAAGAAGACGUCUACGAUCCCAAGAAAAAGCAUAAAUGUCCUUUGUGCCUUGCUCGCUUCCAGCGACCUGAGCACGUCAAGCGGCAUCUCAAAAGUCACUCCACUGAUAAACCUUUCCAAUGUGAUUUUCCUGAUUGUGGGCGCCGCUUCAAUAGAAAGGACAAUUUGAAGGCCCAUCUCAAGAAGAUUCACAAGCAAACAUCAUAA
This is a messenger RNA of Sungouiella intermedia, 1896 nucleotides long. Lineage: Eukaryota; Fungi; Ascomycota; Pichiomycetes; Serinales; Metschnikowiaceae. The record is from the annotation of a GenBank genome assembly.